Molecule: messenger RNA, 842 nt
Organism: Prosopis cineraria
Lineage: Eukaryota; Viridiplantae; Streptophyta; Magnoliopsida; Fabales; Fabaceae
Product: 60S ribosomal protein L24-like
Exons: 6
Coding region: 1-696 (231 amino acids)
Biological process (GO): cytoplasmic translation
Cellular component (GO): cytosolic large ribosomal subunit
Molecular function (GO): mRNA binding; structural constituent of ribosome
Source: RefSeq, a predicted model, not a curated record
AUGUCUUGCAAGCGAGUAAGGGCACAAAGUAGCAAACACCAGAAAAGUAACCUAGACGAACCAGAGGGCAGUAGAAGUCGGCGGAGGAAAAGGAGAGAAGAGCCUCAAAAACUCAAGAGGGUUUCUCGCACACCAGGUAUUGUGAAGCGAGGCAGCGACCGGUGCAGCCGAUAUGGUUUGAAGACUGAACUCUGCCGAUUCAGUGGGGGCAAAAUCUACCCCGGGAAAGGCAUUAGAUUUGUUCGUGCUGAUUCUCAGGUCUUCCUGUUUGCCAAUUCAAAAUGCAAGAGGUACUUCCACAACAGAUUGAAGCCAUCAAAGCUCACCUGGACUGCCAUGUACAGGAAGCAACACAAGAAGGACAUUGCCCAAGAAGCUGUGAAGAAGAGGCGCCGCGCCACCAGAAAGCCUUACUCUAGAUCCAUUGUCGGUGCGACUCUGGAAGUUAUCCAGAAGAAAAGAACAGAAAAACCAGAGGUCAGAGAUGCUGCUAGAGAAGCUGCCCUUCGUGAGAUUAAGGAGAGGAUCAAGAAAACUAAGGAUGAAAAGAAGGCUAAGAAGGCAGAGGUGAUGGCCAAGGCACAGAAAGCACAAGGAAAAGGAAACGUUCCCAAGGGUGCUGCCCCCAAAGGCCCUAAACUUGGUGGAGGUGGCGGGAAGCGUGAGUUACAUUUUUUUUGGCUGAGAAUUAGAUAGAGGAGUUUGGGACUUUUAUUCUGAUAAAUUUUAUUUCACUUGAUUAAUCUGUUAUAUGGAGCUUUUGUUUUGCGGUUCAGAGCACCAAGGUGAAUUUGAAUGUAUUUUCUCAGCUGAGUUAUUUCACUUAUUUGUUGUGUCUCUUA